Messenger RNA from Zymoseptoria tritici IPO323, 1239 nucleotides. RefSeq lists its product as uncharacterized. Lineage: Eukaryota; Fungi; Ascomycota; Dothideomycetes; Mycosphaerellales; Mycosphaerellaceae. Gene Ontology annotation, cellular component: plasma membrane. The record is from RefSeq and is a predicted model, not a curated record. The transcript has a single exon. Bases 1 to 1239 code for a protein of 412 amino acids.
AUGCCAAACAGAGUCGCUUUACCGCCGCUGAAGACAUGGCCAAGUCACAUACUCCACCACGUCAUCAGCCAAUGGUUCCUCAUCACUAUGCUCCUCCUUAUCCUGUUCGCCUCCCAAGUUCAAGUGCCCUCUAGUCAACAAGCAACCAAAUCGGUUAUUGUCUCCUACCUCUUGGUCUCCAUUAUCUUCUUCAUCACCGGCUGUACGCUUUCCACGUCCAUCUUGAUGCAGAAUGCUGGUCGCUGGAAGACUCACCUUUGGGUUCAGGGGAACUGUUUCCUCACAUGCUCGGCGUUGAUGUUUGGGCUCGUUAGCGCGACGGCCGCAGGUUCAGGCAAGGACGGGUGGAUGGAUGGUGGAUUAUUGAUUGGAAUGGUUUUCAUGGGCUGCCUCCCGACGACUCUGGCGAGCAAUGUUGUCAUGACGGGGCAGGCAGGGGGGAACGUUGCUUUGACGGUAGUCGAAGUGGUGGUUGGGAAUUUGAUCGGCGUCUUCUUAUCGCCGGGACUGGUGCUUCUGUACACCGGAGUCGAUACUUGGUACAACGGGGUUCUACCAACUGGGUCUCUAGACGAUAUUGGAGCGGUGUUCCGGAGGGUGCUGAUGCAGCUAGGCCUGUCGAUCUAUGUGCCCUUGGCAGUCGGCCAGGUCGUGAGGUGGUUCUUCGAGAAACAGUGCGACUUGGUCUUCAAGAAAUACAAGCUGGGCAAGCUCGGCGCCUUUUGUAUCUUGGUCGUUCAAUGGUCAACAUUCGACCAAGCGUUUCGAUCAGGGGCAUUUGAGACUAUCAAAGGAAGCAACAUGGCAUUCAUUGUGCUCAUCCUGAUGGCCAUGUUCUGGGUCUACUUUGGCAUUGCAUUUGGCGGUUCUUGGGCGUGGUACGGCAGGAAAGAAAUCAUCUCAAUCACAUAUUGCGUGGCGGCGAAGGGACUGGCAUUUGGAGUGCCGUUGUCGAACGCGAUGUUCCGCGGCAUUGGGUUGGAGUUGAGCAGUAAGCUGCAGAUUCCGAUCGUCAUUUACGCGGCGAUACAGAUGGCGUUUGGGAGUAUUCUGGUUGUGUUCUUCAAAAAGUGGAACACCAAUGCAGAGAAGAAAGAGAAAGGAAUUCGGGAAGGUGAUGAGACAUGCCAUUCUCCAGAGGUGGUAGAGAGCCAUGCAGACGCAAAUGGUCAUGUUAGCGACAGUCAUCUACCAGAUACAACGACAGCGGGAGAGGAGAAAGCCGGUCUAAACAAGUAG